AUGAUACACAUAUUAUCUACUGGCACUUUACCUUUUCAUUCUAAUAGUACACUCUUUUAUGAUACAAGGAUUAACUCUCCUUUUGCAGAAUGCAAUGCUUCUACAAUUGAAAGCGUUUUAGUAGAUGUUGGUGAACAAGCUUCAUAUCAAAUCGGGGGUAGCUCUUCAAAGUGUUUUGCUGUCCAAACAGUUUUCAUAUUCGGAGAAGGUCUCAAACUCGCAGCUUCUUUUUAUGAAAAUGGUGCAUAUGGAACCGCUGUCGAAUCUUCAAGCUUUGCUGGUGUAUCCAGUAAUUCAGAAAUUAAAACAGUUAAUUCCGAAGCGUCUCUUGCCCCUUCAAAGCCUACAGUAGUUAAACUUACAAAUAAAAAAUCCACAGAAACGACAGUUGUGUUCGUUGGAGCACUUCCUUCAUUAACCUUUGAAUCAGGUGAUAAAUUUAACAUGUACUAUUCCUCGUUCAGUAAACUUUCCUUCCAGACCUCGUAUAAAGAGGUAAGUGAAUCUAAUAAGGUCUAUGACAUAAUUUACGGUUUCGUUCCAAUCAAUGUUGGUGGUAAGAUGGACUUGAAAUGGAGUGGUUUGUCAAAAAAUGGAAUCAUAGCUUUAUCAACAUCAAAUGAUAAUGAAUCAACCACUUCAGAGGAAUCUUCAGGUGAGAAAUCAUUUUCUUCAAGUGUUGUUGUUACAAAUAAACAGAACCCUGGAGCAGAGCAAAAAGAUGGAGAUUACACAAUCAAAAUCUCUUCUAAAAUAAGCUACAAGAUUUCUGACCGUCCAAAAUAUGUUCCACAAGUAUUUGGUUCCAUUUCAAAUAAAAACCAAAUUUUCAAUUUCUGGACACUUACAGGCCCAAUUGAAAUUCCUAUUUGGGGCUUUAUUGCAGCUGCUGCCCUCAUCGUUUUCAUCCUUAUUCUUAUCAUUUGCCUCUGCAUUUGUUGCUGCUGCUGCAAGAAGAAGAAAUCGAAGAAAUCUUCUUCAUCUUAUUCAUCAUCUUCUUUCUAUUCAUCCUCAUCCUCUUAA
Trichomonas vaginalis G3 is the source of this 1023-nucleotide messenger RNA. RefSeq lists its product as uncharacterized. Bases 1 to 1023 code for a protein of 340 amino acids. The record is from RefSeq and is a predicted model, not a curated record. The transcript has a single exon. NCBI's taxonomy places the organism in Eukaryota, Parabasalia, Trichomonadida, Trichomonadidae.